Molecule: messenger RNA, 2694 nt
Organism: Hypanus sabinus (Atlantic stingray)
Lineage: Eukaryota; Metazoa; Chordata; Chondrichthyes; Myliobatiformes; Dasyatidae
Product: interleukin-7 receptor subunit alpha-like
Exons: 8
Coding region: 303-1457 (384 amino acids)
Biological process (GO): cytokine-mediated signaling pathway
Cellular component (GO): membrane; external side of plasma membrane
Molecular function (GO): cytokine receptor activity; protein binding
Source: RefSeq, a predicted model, not a curated record
CUCCCUACCUCGUACGGGAACUGUGGGGGUGGCAGAGAGGCUGUGAGCGCUAGCCAGUCUGUACAGAUGGUCUGGAGGGGACACCACGAUACCAUUCGGUUGUUUGAGGCCAAUGGGGAAGGGGCUGCUGACACACACCAUCGGCUCAGAUCACCCAGGCAACCCCCAUCAGCCAGUCGGAGCUGGUGUUUCUUUCUCUCAGGCUGCUGUGUUGGGGAAACAUCUUCAACACGGACGACGAGCCUGACAUUCCACAGUUGGUCUGCUUCGUCACCUUCCAGGAGCGGGGACAGACUGAAUGGAUGAGCUGCUGGCUACCUGAGCCCCCCGACCCCAGGGAGGCUCUCACCAUCAUCGUCAGUGAGAAGAACAUAACGGAGGAGUGCGUGAUCCUGAGCCCAGCCCUCAGCUGCAGAAUCCCUAUCAGUCGCUUCUCCCUGCUUGCCCCCUGCUGUAUCCAUGCUCUCCGGCGCGGCUCCCACUCCCGCGGACCCUGUCACUUCACGCAGAAGAUCACGCACAUGGUGAAGCCGGGCGCUCCCUUUAACCUGAGUGUCACUGCCCUGAGGGAAGCUGAGGAGAUGGAAGUCAGGUGGGAAGUUCCGAGGGUCCGCUUCACUGAGCUCUUCAACACUCUCUUACACCAGCUGGUGUACUGGAGCACGGAAUCGGAUCGGCAGGACCUGAAUGUUACAGUGAACUCUCUGAGGCUGUUGAUGAAGAAUCUGGCGGCCAGCUCCCAAUACACUGCCAAGGUGCGAUCCGGUCCCGACCAGAAGUACUUCAGGGGAGAGUGGAGUGAGUGGAGUAAGCCGGUGAAGUUUACGGUCCCAUCUGUCAACCGGCUGAACAGUACAGGAGUGAAGGUAACUCUCUCCAUGUUGCUGCUGCUGCUGCUGAUCCUCGUGGGCCUGCUGGUAUUGCUGUGGGAGAACAGGAUCAAGCCUUAUAUUUGGCCUCAGAUUCCUAACCCUAAGAAAGCUCAGAAACAUUUGUACAUCAACUCCAACAUGGCUGUGGCGGUGAGCUUUGACCCUGGCCACUUCCUGGAGGUGACGGAGAAAAGGGUGGACAUGAUGGCAGUGAAGGGGGUGUGGCCCUGGCAUUGCUACCCCUACCCAGACCUGCCCACAGAGAUGGCUGGAGACAGCAGCCCUGACCCAGAGAGGAAACUGCUAAUGCAGACUGCUGUGGAACCAGUGGAUGGACCGGACAGUACCUCAGACCAGGGGCAGCAAGACACCACAGAUCCCCAGGACGAGUGGCUCCAGCCUUUGGAGCCUGCCAGCUGCUUCUCGCCCUUCCCCGUGACCCAGGAUCCCUCCCCGUGUGUACCAGAACACAGGAGACCUGCCGAGGCCCAGGCUGGGGGCCUGCGCUGUCCCUUCACCCAGGUUCCUGCUCCCCCCUCUGACGAGUCGUAUAUCACCAUGUCAAACCUGUACAAGACACAGUGAGGGUGGGGAACAGGGACCACACAGUCUGAUCCCACAGACAGCAUCUAUGGAGAGGAAUAAACUGUCAACAUUUUGGGGUGAAACUCUUCUUCUCUGGAUUUCCACUAUCUGCAGAAUCUCUUUAUCACUCCUCAGAGACAGUUGCAUGUGGGCAUUUCAGAGGGUGGUAUCUACUGCCCCCCCCACAUCUUCCUGGCCAAUUAUCCUGGGGUCCAGCGGUCUGGAAACUGCCCUAAGCGUCUGACCACAGCCCUUCCCACCAACACUGCAACAGAGACCUGAUCACAGGGUCCUCACUGAGCUGCUUGCCAGAGAUUUACCCAUCCUCCAGUGGAGCCCCCGCUCCCUGAUCAUCCCUACACCCUGUGUAGUCCAAUCACUGGGCCCCCGAAUCUCCUCCACUGAACAGCCCAGCCCUGUCAGUGGUGCAGCCAGUCAAUUUCAGAGUAACUUGGAAGGGGUGAUCUCCAUUCAGGCAGGGGCUUAUGCCCACCCUCCUUAACCUCCUCCCCACCCACACCCUUCUGCUCAAACCCCUCCCCACCUCAUCCUCUCCAUACUUUCUCCCCACCGCCACCCCUCAGUACAUCACCCUCGAUGUACUCCCUCCCUCCUCCUUACCCCCUGCUCUCUCUGUACCUCCCCUACUGUACUCCCUCCUCACCCUAUUGACCCCUUGUACCUCCCCUACAACCCCUCCUUCUCUUACCUCAUCCGCUCCUCCUCUCCUUCCCCUCCCUUUCUCUGCACCCCCUCUCUGCAUCCCUGCACCCACUCCAUUUCCCCUUUCUCUCCUCCGACACCCUCCAUCUCUCUACCUGUUCCCCCUCCCUCUACCUCUCCUCACAGCCUAUUCUCCACGCUCUUCCCCCCCUCACACACCCCACCCUGUCCUUCUUCCUCUCCCACCCUGUCCCUUUCCCUCUCCCUACCCCGUCCUUCCCCCUCCCACCCUAUCCUUCUCCCUACCGUCCUUCUCCCUCUCCCCACACUGUCCUUCUCUCUCCCUCUCCCCAACCUGUCCUUCUCCCUCUCCCCACCCUUUCUCUCUCCCUCUCCCCCCUACCCUGUCUCUCUCCCUCUCCCCACCCUGUCCUUCUCUCUCCCUCUCCCCACCCUGUCCUUCCCUCUCCCCUCGAUCCGUGGCUUUUGUGUGAUGUUCAGCACCAAUAUUCGACCUGUGUUCUGACAAUAAGCAAUAAAGACCUUCCACACCAGGCCAGUUGUACUUUGUUCU